GAUGCAAAGCCUUUGGUUGCUUGUUUUAUUUGUUAUUCGUAUGACGUGUAACCUAUGUUUACAAACACGAGUAGUUGAUUAAUGUCACGUUACUAAGUAAGUGUUUAUUGUUGGGUCGACUUAUUUUUCUCAAGUGAGUAAACAUGCCAGUGGAAAGCGACGUGUAUUCUCCACCUGUUUCAUUGUAUAAUCUGUCAUUCGACAGCAACGAAUUUUUGAAGAAAUCAUUCUCCGUCGAUGAGUAUCUUCAAGAGCACCGUAAUAAGACCAGUUUGGAAACACUCAGAGAUGAUUUGGGAAUAUACCUAAGGAUUUUACGAUCGUCGAUGAUUGAACUCAUAAACAAAGACUAUGCAGAUUUUGUAAAUCUGUCUAGUAACCUCAUCGGCCUCGAUAGAGCUAUAAAUGGCAUGCAGUUUCCGCUUGGACAGCUGAAAGAAGAAAUUGUUCAGGUAAAGAUUGCUUUAGAAGACGCUCUGAAUGGUGUAACAGAUCUACUGAAGUGCCGCCACGAUGUAUUUGUGAAGAAGUUGUGCCUGCAGAAUCUGAUUAAUGUUGAAUUCUUUUUAAGUAAAUUUGGCUAUGUACUUGACUCAGAAGAAACACGUCAUAAAUAUUUUCUGGAUCCAGAUUUCACAGAACGAGUUGCAUCAGAAUAUAACAAGCUGCUGUUUUCUAUUUCACAGUGUGAGGUUUAUUUAACUAAUUUACAUUCAAAGAAAACAAGCAGAAUAUCUGAAGCCAUGAUGUUGGGCCUGGAUGAUAUGUUUUUGAAGAGUUUGAAAAUGAAAGACAUGAGUUCCAUUGCACGUUGCUUAAGAACCUAUGCAGCAUUAGACAAAGUACAUGAAGCAGAAAUGUUGUAUCGUAAGAACAUGGUUGCACCAGCUAUUUCAAGUGUUAUAAGUGAAACAGCAAUGGAAUCCAAUAUAAUGGGCCUGAAUGGUGUUUAUAACAGAUUACUUGACUUUGUAAAGGUUGACAUGAGUAAUCUUUUAGAACUCACCAAACUCACCAGAAGAUUUCCAGCUGUAAAGAGUUUUAGUUUUGUCUUGAACAGUUUUUGGCCUGAAGUUGAAGAGAGGCUUGAAAUGAAUUUAUCAUCUAUAUUUGCUCCAGGGAAUCCAGAUUUGUUUUAUAAGCAUUUUUCAGAAACUGAGAUGUUUAUGAAAAAGUUGGAGUACUUCUGUGGAGUGGAAGAGGACAUAAGUAAAUUCCGCAGUCACCCACAGUACCAGUCCUUCAUAAACAAAUGGAAUUUAUCCAUAUAUUUUCAGAUCAGGUUUCAGGAGAUUGGGGGUCCUGUGGAAUUUAUUUUAGGUGGUGACAGAAAUCUUGCAUUUUCAACAGCAAGUAAUUCCAGUUUGAAACUUGUGGCAUCUGAAACAGUUUGGAACAACAUUAACAGGUGUUGGUCUGAUGGCAUUUUUCUGAAGCAACUAACACACAAGUUUUGGAAAUUAAAUCUACUGAUCCUUGCAAGAUACAACUUUUGGAUUAGUGCAGUAUUACAUAAGUGGCCAUUAAGUGUGGAAAGUGCUGGAAUUGCUUCAACAUCUACUGUUAAGGAAGGGCAUGAAAAAAGUGCAGUACGGAGCCUCCAGUAUCUUGUGUGUCUGUACAAUGAUAUUGAAAAACUGAUAGAAAUGCUUCCUAGUCUCCAGAGCAUUGUCAUGAGCAAAGCAACACAAAUAUCACAAGAAGCUCAGAAAAUAUUUGAAAGGAGCCAGCAUUCAAGCCAAGAGCAGUUGAAACAGCAGCUUCCGAAAGUCACACAAGAGAUAGUGAAUGCAGUAAGCCAUCAGAGUAUAUUACAGCUCAAACAAGUUAAUGAUAUACCUCGACUCUACAGACGCACUAAUCGAGAGGUUCCUACCAAGGCAUGUUCAUAUGUUCUUCAGAUGUUAACUCCACCGACAAAGUUUUGUGCAGCUAGUGCUUCUUCAGUGUCUUCUAAGCUGCUUGAUCACUGGUUAUUGCUUAUAUUCUCAGCUAUUACAAAGCAAUAUUUUAUAGCUGUCAGUGAUGUGUUAACAUCCGUGCAGAAAACUGAAGAAAGCCUUCGUCGGCUGAAGAAAAUUAGAGAUAGAUCUACAUCAGCAAAUCUUGUUGAGGGAAGAGGAAUUGGUGAUGAUGAUAAAAUCAGACUACAGCUUGCCCUUGAUGUAAGGACUUUCUGUGAAGAGGUUGAAAAUAAGGGCCUAAACAGAUCAGAAGUUGAAAAACUGGAAGAACUUAUUAACCUCGUUGAAGAGGCUACACUUAAAUCUGAAAAAUGACCAUCAGUCCAGUGAAUAGAACAGAAAAUACAUGUGUCAGAUGAAAUGUAACUUAUAUUAAGAAAGAUGUAAAAGUAAGGUUUCAAAGAUUGAAGUUAUGGCUUUAAUAAAGAAAAUUGAGAAAUA
This is a messenger RNA of Schistocerca serialis cubense, 2405 nucleotides long. It is a transcript of the gene Cog2, whose product is annotated as conserved oligomeric Golgi complex subunit 2. The transcript is spliced from 12 exons. Gene Ontology annotation, biological process: Golgi organization; protein transport; intra-Golgi vesicle-mediated transport. The coding region runs from base 144 to 2279 and encodes 711 amino acids. NCBI's taxonomy places the organism in Eukaryota, Metazoa, Arthropoda, Insecta, Orthoptera, Acrididae. Gene Ontology annotation, cellular component: membrane; COG complex. The record is from RefSeq and is a predicted model, not a curated record.